AAACCUUGAUGUAGAUUCAGUUACGGUGACAUGUAUCCUUCUUCUGGCAUUGGUUCUUCCAUCUGGGAAAUGGCUUUAACUAUGCUGACGAAAACAAGUGAACAAAUAAACCCUCUGCACAUCUACUAGAAGAGGUUGUUUUUAUAUAACUAUAGCAAAUCCAUUCAAAUUUAAGGAACCUGUUUCUAUGGAAGAAUCUACAGAUGAAUCUGAGGAAGAUGAAAGUGAAGAAGAACCCAAGCUGAAAUAUGAAAGGCUUACUAAUGGAGUGUCUGAAAUUCUUCAGAAGGAUGUAGCCAGUUGCAUGACUGUGCAUGAAAAGUUUUUAGCCCUGGGAACACAUUAUGGCAAGGUUUAUUUACUUGACGUCCAGGGAAACAUCACCCAAAAGUUUGACGUUAGCCAAGUGAAGAUAAAUCAGAUCAGCCUUGAUGAAAGCGGAGAACAUAUGGGCAUAUGCUCAGAAGAUGGCAAGGUACAGGUGUGUGGAUUGUAUUCGGGAGAAGAAUUUCUUGAAACGUUUGACUGUCCUAUUAAAAUUGUUGCUGUUCACCCUCAGUUUGUGAAAUCCCCCUGCAAACAGUUUGUAACAGGUGGUAAAAAGUUGUUGUUAUAUGACAAGAAUUGGAUGAACAGAUGGAAGCCCUCUGUUUUACAUGAAGGAGAAGGAAAUAUAAGAAAUGUAAAAUGGAGAGGACAUUUAAUUGCUUGGGCUAAUAACAUGGGUGUGAAGAUACUUGACAUGAUCUCCAAGCAAAGAAUUACCAAUGUGCCUAGAGAUAAUAUAAGCCUUCGUCCAGAUAUGUAUCCCUGCAGCCUUUGCUGGAAGGACAAUUUAACGCUGAUUAUUGGCUGGGGAAAUUCAGUAAAGAUAUGCUCAGUAAAGGAACGCCAUGCCAGCGAAAUGCGAGAUCUGCCUAGCCGUUAUGUUGAAAUAGUUUUCCAAUUUGAGACUGAAUUCUACAUCAGUGGACUGGCACCUCUCUGCGACCAGCUUGUCAUACUGUCGUAUGUAAAGGAGAUUUCUGAGAAAACGGAAACAGAGUGUUGUGCAAGACCUCGACUGGAUAUUAUUCAGCCCCUUCCUGAAUCUUUUGAAGAAAUCUCUUCUGAUGCUUUAACAGUAAGAGGAUUCCAAGAAAACGAAUGUAGGGAUUAUCAUUUAGAGUACUCGGAGGGCGAAUCGCUCUUUUAUAUUAUCAGUCCAAGAGAUGUUGUUGUGGCAAAGGAACGGGACCAAGAUGACCACAUUGAUUGGCUCCUGGAAAAGAAGAAAUACGAAGAAGCAUUGAUGGCAGCUGAGAUCAGUCAAAAGACCAUAAAAAAGCAUAAGAUUUUGGAUAUAGGCUUAGCCUAUAUUAAUCAUCUAAUGGAGAAAAGGGACUAUGACUUGGCUGCUAGAAAAUGCCAGAAAAUACUUGGCAAGAACACAGACCUCUGGGAAUUUGAAGUUUACAAAUUUAAAGAAAUAGGGCAACUUAAGGCAAUUAGCCCUUAUUUACCAAGACGGGAUCCAAUUUUGAAGCCUCUCAUCUACGAAAUGGUCCUUCAUGAGUUUUUGGAGAGCGAUUAUGAGGGCUUUGCAACGCUGAUAAAAGAGUGGCCUGGAGACCUGUAUAACAAUGCUAUCAUAGUGCAAGCCGUGGUGGAUCACCUGAAGAAAGAUCCACAGAAUAGGACCUUGCUCAGAACUCUUGCAGAGUUGUAUACCUACGACCAGCGCUAUGGGAAAGCCCUUGAAAUUUACCUAACCUUGAGACACAAAGAUGUUUUCCAGUUGAUCCACAAGCACAAUCUGUUCAGUUCUAUCAGAGACAAAAUUGUUCUCCUUAUGGAUUUUGAUUCAGAGAAAGCAGUAGACAUGCUUUUGGAUAACGAAGCUAAAAUUUCAAUUGAUAAAGUUGUAGAAGAACUGGAAAACAGACCUGAGCUACAACAUGUGUAUUUGCACAAGCUUUUCAAAAGAGACCAUCAUAAAGGACAGAGAUACCAUGAGAAACAGAUCAGCCUCUAUGCUGAAUAUGAUCGUCCAAAUCUGCUCCCAUUUCUCAGAGACAGCACACACUGUCCAUUAGAAAAGGCUCUUGAGAUCUGCCAGCAGAGGAACUUUGUAGAAGAGACAGUCUAUCUUUUAAGCAGAAUGGGUAAUAGCCGCAGUGCCCUGAAGAUGAUAAUGGAGGAAUUGCACGAUGUAGAUAAGGCUAUUGAAUUUGCCAAGGAGCAAGAUGAUGGAGAACUGUGGGAAGAUCUCAUUUUAUAUUCCAUCGACAAACCACCAUUUAUUACUGGCCUGUUAAACAACAUUGGAACUCAUGUUGACCCCAUUCUUUUAAUUCACCGUAUUAAAGAAGGAAUGGAGAUUCCUAAUUUGAGAGACUCGCUGGUGAAAAUUCUUCAGGAUUACAACUUACAGAUUUUGCUGCGUGAGGGGUGCAAGAAGAUACUUGUGGCUGAUUCUCUUUCUCUGUUGAAGAAAAUGCAUCGUACUCAAAUGAAAGGAGUCCUUGUGGAUGAGGAGAACAUCUGUGAAUCAUGCCUCUCACCUAUACUUCCUUCAGAUGCAUCCAAAUCUAUCAGCGUGAUGGUUUUCCACUGCAGACAUAUGUUUCACAAAGAUUGCCUCCCUGUACCUAACACAGCUUUCCCAGUUCAGUUCUGCAAUAUCUGCAGUGCUAAGCACAGAGGACCAGGCAGCGCAAUCUUGGAGAUGAAAAAAUAGCAUUGUCCAUCCUCUCAAGCAUGUCUGUGAUGAUGUGGAAUGCCACUGAUGUUGAUGUUGUUCAAAGACUUGUAUAUAUUCCCAAGUAGGGUUUAAAACAAAUUUCUGUAAAUUACCCACACACUGAACAUCUUUCUGUCUGUAGCCAGAAAGAAAAUGGCAAAAGGAAUACAUCUUUGUUACAAUAAUAUGAGGCCAAAUUGAGACCGCUAUUAGACGCUUGCAUGUAAAUAUGAAUCCAGCUUAUUAAACUACCCAGUUCUUGAUUCAGUAAGCUGCUUUAAGCAUAUGAGUUGCUUCUAAACCUGUGAGUAGUCUUUUUUUUUCACUGGGAAUCUUUAAGUAUCUUGGUGACUUCAGCCCUAAAUUAGUAAAUGUAACAAUAAAUGCCAGUUGUGAAACUGACUAUAUGGUUUUAUCUAUCUUGUUAGAAACUGGUUAUUUUAUCAGUUACACACAUAAAGGUCAUGUGUGUAUCAGCUUCUUUAGGGUUAGUUCAGUCAGUUAAGCAAAUCCUCAGACUUUUUUUUUAAAGUUUUCAGUGUGCUAUUCUGUUACUCUGAAGCAUAGUUACUUUGUUUGUCAUUAGUUGUUCCAACAGAGAGAAAACAUCUGGGCUUUAAACAUUUUAUUUCCAAGAUUACCUUGUGAGAUAAUGAUCCAAAAGAAAGAAAGUAUGAAGAAUGUAAUCUUAGGUCAGCAAAAAUUCAGUAAUUUUUCUUUCUUCCAAUGUUCUUAUUUUCAUUUACCCAAUGGAAAUGAAUCUUCAAAAUACUUCAUGGAAAAAUAAGUCUUAUUUUUCUCUGAUAAAACUAUGAAUAAAAGUUCCCUUUCUAGUAUUUGACGCUUUAAGGUAAAAAAUGCAGUGUCCUGAGUCAAAUUGUGAACUAUGACUAAGUUCUAUGCCUUAUUGUUGAAACUGUAGCCUCCAUUUAGUUCAACUCCUCUAUAUUAUAUGUACAAUACAGGCUGUAUGUGAAAUGUCUGUGAGCUCUUCUGCUCACUCUUGCAGUAUACUCCUUUCUCUUUAUAAAUGAGAGAAGGCUGGCCUCCCAGGUAACAUAAAUUGGCUUUUCUCCAUUGAUAUCAAUAGAAUGAUACCAGUUUACAUCAGCUGGCAACCUGGCCUAAAGUACCGAGCAAAGCCAGUGCUCGUUUCUUUGUCAUCCUUCUGUUUAUGAAUUAAUCCUCAGUUUGCCUUUGUUCAUGCUGGUGGUGGUAGUAAAGCUGCAUAUCACAGCUAUAGAUAUGUAUAGUUAAUAUUGGCAAUAAAAUUGUUGCAUUAGAAAUA
This is a messenger RNA of Alligator mississippiensis (American alligator), 4010 nucleotides long. RefSeq names its product VPS41 subunit of HOPS complex (gene VPS41). The record is from RefSeq and is a predicted model, not a curated record. NCBI's taxonomy places the organism in Eukaryota, Metazoa, Chordata, Crocodylia, Alligatoridae. The coding region runs from base 188 to 2719 and encodes 843 amino acids. Gene Ontology annotation, biological process: vesicle-mediated transport; cellular response to starvation; endosomal vesicle fusion. The transcript is spliced from 29 exons. Gene Ontology annotation, molecular function: protein binding. Gene Ontology annotation, cellular component: HOPS complex; late endosome.